Emiliania huxleyi CCMP1516 is the source of this 1246-nucleotide messenger RNA. RefSeq lists its product as hypothetical. The record is from RefSeq and is a predicted model, not a curated record. Lineage: Eukaryota; Haptophyta; Isochrysidales; Noelaerhabdaceae. Bases 24 to 929 code for a protein of 301 amino acids. The transcript has 7 exons. Gene Ontology annotation, molecular function: oxidoreductase activity.
CAAGGCAAACCACCGGGAGGACGAUGCUGCUGUUCUCGUGCGCCGUGUCCAGCGCACAGGCACCUGCGAGCGUGCCGCCCAACGACUGGGCUCACACCGUCAAGCUCAACAAUGGCGUCGCCAUGCCGCUCAUCUCGCUCGGCACCUGGCAGUACUCGCCGGCGGUCGCCGAGUCGACGGUGCGGCUAGGCCUCUCGCUCGGAUACAACCACAUCGACGCCGCCCUCGACUACAAGAAUCAGCGAUCGGUCGGCAAGGCGCUGGCCGAGCACGACCGCGCCUCCUACUUCUUGACGACCAAGGUUCCCUCGCGCACCUCUGCAAGCUCUGCGUUUGCCGACACCUCCAAGGAUCUGGCCGCCGACCUCGAGCAGCUCGGCCUAAGCUACGUAGACCUCAUGCUGGUCCACUUCCCGCCCGUCGGCAACACGCUCCACUGCGCGGCGAUGCAGGAGCAGUGGCGCGCGCUCGAGACGUUCUACCGCGCCAAGAAGGCGCGCGCCAUCGGCGUGAGCAACUACUGCCAGUCAUCGCUCAGAUGCAUCGCCCGUGCUGCCAACGUCACUCCCGCCGUCAACCAGAUCAAGUACCACAUCGGCAUGGGGCCCGACCCGAUCGGGCUGCGCAGCUACGGCGACAGGCUCGGCAUCGUCACGCAGGCCUACUCGCCGCUCGGAGACGGGACAGGCGAGCUCAUCAGCGGCCCGCUCGUGACGGGGAUCGGCGCAAAGCACAACAAGAGCGGCGCCCAGGUAAGCUUGCGGUGGGUGGUCGGCCAUGGCGUGCCGGUCUCGACCAAGUCGACGAGCGCCAGGCACCUCACGGCCAACCUCGACCUCUUCGGCUGGGAGGUGAGCGCGCAAGAGAAGGAGGCGCUCGAUGCGGCCACCUCGCCCAAGGGGCACCCUUCCUUCAUGUGCGACGCGUGACGGCGGGCCGCCGGACGGUGUGAGUUGGGUGCUGCCCCCCCUCCCCCCCCACUAGGAGUAGGGUGUACCUAUUGUCCACUGUGCGCGAGAGUUGUGUGGUGGGUUGUAUGUGCGGAGGGCCGGAAGCUGACACACAGCGUGGUGUGUGCGUGUGCGGAGGAGGUGACGAGCGCUGCCUUGGCUGCAUCCGCGGCCAUCCUGGGAGCUGGGUGCUGGGAGUGCGUCCCUCCUCUCAGUCUCGCCACGUUGCGGACAGACCGUGAUCGAGCGGUGUAUCCUGAGAGACACCCAAGCAGGCAAGCUCAAUCACAAAAAAA